GAGCGCGGGUGACCGCCGGGUGUAUUUUGCUCCAGUAGGUCCCCUGGCCGACCAAUCAGCGACAGGCCGGUAGACUUUUCGAACGACGGCCGAAAAAAUCUCCGGAAUUCACGAUAACCACAGCACUCCAUCGCGACGCCCAAUCCGACGCCAUAUCAGGCCGACGUCUUCCGUCUCCAGGUUCCUCGCAAAGUCUCAAUUCUUAGCCCGCCAUGUCGCUUUCCUGCAGGUACGCAGCGCAAUGCUGUGCCCGCCAGCUCCGCACAAACACCCCGAUCCGCGCUUCGAGCUCCUUUCUCCAGCAGCGCAUGACGCGGCGGUACAACUCGACCGAGGCCGCGGCUAACCCCAAGAUCGCCGCGAUUGUCGACCAGAUCAGUCAAUUGACAUUGCUGGAGACGGCAGACCUUGUUGCGAGUUUGAAGUCGCGCCUCAACAUCCCCGAUCUACCCGUUGGUGGCUUCGCCGCCGCCGCCGCCCCAGCCGCUGCUCCCGCAGCAGCAGCAGCCGAAGAGGAGGACGCUGCCCCCGCCGCGGCCGAGAAGACGCUCUUCACCCUGAAGCUGCAGGCGUUCGAUGCGGCCGCCAAGCCCAAGGUCAUCAAGGAGAUCAAGAAUUUGCUCGGUCUCAGCUUAGUAGACUCAAAGAAGUUCGUUGAAAGCGCGCCCAAGCUUAUGAAGGAGUCUGUACCGAAGGAUGAGGCGGAGAAGAUUGUCGCGAUGAUGAAGGAAUUGGGUGCGACGGUAGUGAUGGAGUAGACGGUAUAGACAUAUGGCAGAAGGACGAGCUGCUAGCUAAUGGUUCACCUUGGAGAGACGCGGACCAGCCAGGCCGGAACCAAGCAUGGUACGAUUACUGACAGAGUGCGGCAUCCCCGCUGCAUGUACAAAAAGAACAAUGUAACAUUACAACUUGAGUAUACCAAGCAAUCAUCGCUGGACCAUAUGGAGACCCUUUUGAUCCCAGAUAACUU
This is a messenger RNA of Canariomyces notabilis, 973 nucleotides long. Its product is annotated as 54S ribosomal protein L12. The record is from RefSeq and is a predicted model, not a curated record. NCBI's taxonomy places the organism in Eukaryota, Fungi, Ascomycota, Sordariomycetes, Sordariales, Chaetomiaceae. The transcript is spliced from 2 exons. Gene Ontology annotation, biological process: translation. Gene Ontology annotation, cellular component: ribosome; mitochondrial large ribosomal subunit. Gene Ontology annotation, molecular function: structural constituent of ribosome; mRNA binding. The coding region runs from base 213 to 758 and encodes 181 amino acids.